AUGCAGUUCUUCACUCUCCUCCUCCUCGCACCCGCCCUCGUGGCCGCGACCCUCGACCCGGCCACUUCCAACACCAAGGGCAAAUGUCCCUCGACAUACGCCUGCAGCGCCACCAAGGUCUCCAAGGCCAUCCAGGCCGCCGAGUGCUCGCACAACACGCGCACCAGCAAGACUCAGACCUUCGCCGUCUUCGAAACGGACCACAAGUACGACGGCAACAACGGCUACCCCUACGGCAACUGCUCCGCGUACAUCUGUGACGCGCCGACCGAGAUGAUUGCUGACGAGGACUGCUGGACGUUCUUCUGGAGCGGCACCGGCGAGGAGAGCGGUGUCGGCACCGGUUGCAUCAAGGACCCUAAGACGGGCGAGUGUGGCUGCGAGAACUCUGACGGCACUUUCAUUCCCGGCAGUGACAGCUGCAAAUAA
Messenger RNA from Colletotrichum spaethianum, 429 nucleotides. RefSeq lists its product as uncharacterized. The transcript has 2 exons. Lineage: Eukaryota; Fungi; Ascomycota; Sordariomycetes; Glomerellales; Glomerellaceae. Bases 1 to 429 code for a protein of 142 amino acids. The record is from RefSeq and is a predicted model, not a curated record.